AUGGUGGUCAUCUCGGGCUGUGUCAGACCACCUCGCCCACUUCCGGUACAAACCCCGCUCACUUCCUUUUUUCUUCUGAGGCGACUUCCGCUCCCGCGUCCCGCCGCCGCCGCCGUGCUCCUGCAGUGCUACGAGAACGAGCGUGGGGAGCGCGUUUACACCCUGCGGAAGGUGGCCCCGGACGGGACCCCCACAUGCUCGGCUCAUCCCGCCCGUUUGUCCCCCGAUGAUAAAUUCUCCCGGCACCGCGUGGCCCUGAAGCGGCGAUUUGGGGUUCUGCUCACUCAGCGGAGCCGGCCCCUGCUCUGAGCGACCCCAAAAAUCCGCCCCGGACCCCCGAGAUAUGCCUGAGAUCCUCGGAAUGAUCCCUGCAAUGAGAGACCCGCAAAUACCCCCAGAGACCCCCAGAAGAGGAAGAAGGAGGCGAUAUUAAAAUGUGGAUGGACUGGAAUAAGGUGAAAGGAAGAUUUUUAGAAGGAGGAAAAAUUAAAUAUUGAAGAAUUGGGUGGUCGCGAGUCUCUGA
Catharus ustulatus (Swainson's thrush) is the source of this 523-nucleotide messenger RNA. RefSeq names its product H/ACA ribonucleoprotein complex subunit 3-like. The record is from RefSeq and is a predicted model, not a curated record. Gene Ontology annotation, cellular component: box H/ACA telomerase RNP complex; box H/ACA snoRNP complex. The transcript is spliced from 3 exons. The coding region runs from base 1 to 309 and encodes 102 amino acids. Gene Ontology annotation, biological process: snRNA pseudouridine synthesis; positive regulation of telomerase RNA localization to Cajal body; rRNA pseudouridine synthesis. Lineage: Eukaryota; Metazoa; Chordata; Aves; Passeriformes; Turdidae. Gene Ontology annotation, molecular function: telomerase RNA binding; box H/ACA snoRNA binding.